Trematosphaeria pertusa is the source of this 1839-nucleotide messenger RNA. RefSeq lists its product as uncharacterized. NCBI's taxonomy places the organism in Eukaryota, Fungi, Ascomycota, Dothideomycetes, Pleosporales, Trematosphaeriaceae. Bases 1 to 1839 code for a protein of 612 amino acids. The record is from RefSeq and is a predicted model, not a curated record. The transcript has 3 exons.
AUGGCGGGAACGAAACAUCCCAAGUCUCGCGCUCACAAGGCUACACUUCACUGGGACGAUCGCGAGGUCGCCCUCAUCUUCAAUUGGAGCGAUUACUGCCUUCGCAACGGCCUUGGCUACCAAGCCACGAUCGAGCAAGAGGUCUUGAAGGUCAAGAGGAAGGACGGGAGCAUCAGGGAAGAAGUGACGUACAGGCAAAUAAGUGACAAGCUCUGUUACGCUUUGAAGAACAGGCCAUCUAUUCCUACAUUCUUGAAGGAGGGCACGCAAUGCCUCGGAAAGCGCCAUCUACGCGACCACUGGCUCAGGGAGAUGAAUACUCAGCGUAGAGAAUGGGGCUUCGAGCCUAUCGGACAGCUGCGUGCUACGGCUUCGCAAGCGAAAGGAGGUGUUGAUGUAGCUAGUUCUGUAGAGGGAAUCAUCCAUCAAGCCGAAGCCGAAGACGCAGAAACGCUACAGGGAGAGAGCAGAGCGACUAGCAUCUCUUCAAUCGAAGACAAAGCCACAGAGGGAGACCAAGCUGUUGUCGAGAACCGCAUCGUCUUAGCGAAACCGAACAGGUCAGCAUCCGGCGGCCACCUCGCUAUACUUCGAGGAGUGAAUGGAAGCCCCCUCUUUACUCGCCGACAAGCUGCAGGCCAACCCCUAAGAGAAUCCAAUGUGAUGGGUUCCCAACGACUGCCGCUUCCAUCGAACAGCUUGCAGCAUGUUCAAAGGGUGCGUUCGGCAUUCGAAGCAUCCUCUACGCCCGUCUCGGAAGCCACGUACCCGUCCCCGCUGAGCCCGGAUUGCUCGAGAAGUACGGCUAAGGGUAUUACCUUCCACGUGCACGUAGACGACGAUACGGCGGCUGCCAGCGCGGACAGGAGUACACGCGCAAAGGUCGAUUUGCUCUUUGACAGUUUCUGCUGGCUGAUGGGGAAAGUGAUUGCCCUGCAAGGAGGAGAAACACCGGAGUCAGUGGACAGAAUGAAGAGGAUCAGGGAUACUUUCGUCCAAGAGCCGGGAGGAGCCGAGCUAGGAAGACUGCUCGAAGACCUGAUCGCAAUGGACGAGCAAAAGAAACGGUACCGGGAUCUAGCUCAGAAGCUGGUCGGGCGACAAGAUUUCCUCAAAGAGGCGAGCUUUCCCGGCCUUCCAUCUCCUGCUCAUCUUGACCGAGAGUGGAAGGCCAUGCGAAGAGGCAUUGUAGAUGCUAUUGGGUUUGGACCAGACUCAUCUGGCCCGUCUCCCUUCAACGUGGGCUAUCUAGCGGCACGCAUUGACGAUCUUGUUGAUGGUAAAGUCCAGGAAGUGGAGAUCUCGAAGUGGGUAAGAGGCCUGAUGGCCCACCUGGAUAGCCCGCAUAGUGUUCAGCUCCUUUUGAGCUCUCUACUAUGCAAAUGGGUUUUCCUAACCCCAGAGCCUAUGUGUACCGAGCAAGACACCAUUAAGACGGUACUCCUCUACAAGCAAAUUAGGGACACAGCACCAGGGCUCACCGCCCUCAACGAUCCGCAGGAGUGGUUGCAGCGGGCCGUUGAACUUAAAAAGACAGUCAUGAUCAGCCCGAUGGAAUACAGGAUCCACUUCUAUCGCCCGGGAACGCCUUUUGACCCCUCCUGCAUGCCGGGGGAAGAUGUCGAGGGAUUCCCUGUCCAUGAUGUCCACUGCAGGUCCAAGAGGGUCAAACUUUGCCUCUUCCCAGCUCUUGCGGUCCAGCCGGUGGACCAACCGCUACCAAAUGCAGAUAUUAGAGCGGCACUGGUGAGCCAUAAGUGCUUCUUCCCAUCUGGUAAAGAGAAAGAAGAAUUCAACCCGAACAAUACGAUAUCGAAGGCCGUAGUUCUCGUGGAGUGA